CGUGAGGGGAAAGGCACCGUGAGGAGAGCGGCUCCGUGAGGGAAAAGGUGCCGUGAGGGAAGAAGCGCCGUGAGGGGAAAGGCGCCGUGAGGGGAACGGCUCCGUGAGGGAAAAGGUGCCCUGAGGGAGAAGGCGCCGUGAGGGGAAAGGCACUGUGAGGGGACGGACGGUGCCCUGAGGGAGCGGCUCCCUGAGGGGGAAUGGCGCUUCCAAGGAUUCCCUGGAAUUUUCCCGCUCUGUGCUGGCUCCUGGCCGUGCCCAUUCCCGGUUCCCUGGGCUUGGAAUGCCAGGAGCACCAAUACAGUUUCCGUGACAAAUGCUGCAGCGACUGCGCCCCCGGGGAGAGGAUGCGGAGCCGCUGCACAGCCUCGGCUGACACCGUGUGCUCGCCGUGCCAGGAUGGAUAUUUCAGCGACAGGCACCACCACGGCUUCUGCCACAGCUGCACCAUCUGCAACACCCGGAAGGGCAGCGUGGAGGUGAAGCCGUGCGAGAAAACCUCGGACAGGGUCUGCGCGUGCCAGGCGGGAUUCCAGCCGGCCGGGGGGGCUCCUGUGGGAAGGGAGUGCUCCCGAUGUCCUGAAGGGACUUUCUCCAGAGGAGGGAACAAGAACUGCCAGCCUUGGACCAACUGCAGCAGUUUUGGGAAGAGCACGCUCCAGGCUGGCACGGGCACAGAGGAUGCCCAGUGCAGCAGCAGCCCUGGCCCACAUCCCUCUCCCACGGAAUUCCCGGAAAACAGGGACCCCUUUCCCACGGAAUUCCCAGAAAACAGGAGCCCCUUUCCCACGGAAUUCCCUGAGAACAGCUCCAGAGCGUCCAGCCCCAGGGAGAUCCCCGUGGUUUGUCGGGAUCCCGGCGUUCCCGCGGAGCCUGGAUGGGGCUCUUUAUCCCUGCUCCUCCUGUGCCUGAUCCUGCUGAUGGUGAGUGGAAUUUCCAUCCUGCUCCUGAUCAUCCAAGCAGCCCAGAAAAAAAACAGGAAUGGGCCUGGGAGGAGCACCCAGCACAAGGAGAGGAGCUGCCGGAUCCCCAUCCAGGAGGAGCAGAUCGAUUCCAAUUCCAGCCUCAUCAAAAACUGACCCCACCUUGGGCUGCUCCCGUGGAGCUGAGGGAGCACUGGGACUAAUUAGGGCUGGCUUUGCUUAAUUAGCACUUAAUUAGAGGCUCUUUGGAAUUUGGGAGAAUUCCUGAGGGAAUUUUGUGUGGAUUUUUUUCCUUUGGGCAAAUCCUUGAGCUCUAAAACCAGGAUCAAGUGGCAGAGCUGAGCUCUAAAACCAGGAUUAAGUCGAACUCAAUCCGCACUUCAUUAAAUCAAUUUUCCUUCUCUAAUUGCUUUUCCACAAAUUCGGAAAGGAAAUUUUUUGGGAGCAAAUCCCAAACUCUGGAAUGUGUGGGAGGAGCCCGAGGUGUCCUUUUGCUGAAUUUGAAAUAUUUCCGUGGAAAUUCCAGAAAAAAAAUUGAUUUUUUUGUCAUCCUGGAGUGAUUUUCCCUCCAAAUAUCAGCAGAAAACUCCUAAAAAAAAAUGGGAAUUUUAAACCCAUAUCCCAAAAAAUCCAGCAGGGAAUGGAUGCAGGGAUCCAAGAGGUCUUGAAAUCCCUGGAUUUGGGAUUUUUUAUAUGUUAUACAUAUCCAAAGGGGUUUAUACAGUGUAUAGGAACGUUUGUAUUGUGUACAAAGGGGGUUUGGGGGAAU
Messenger RNA from Pyrgilauda ruficollis (rufous-necked snowfinch), 1692 nucleotides. Its product is annotated as tumor necrosis factor receptor superfamily member 4-like. The transcript is spliced from 7 exons. NCBI's taxonomy places the organism in Eukaryota, Metazoa, Chordata, Aves, Passeriformes, Passeridae. The coding region runs from base 201 to 1079 and encodes 292 amino acids. Gene Ontology annotation, molecular function: tumor necrosis factor receptor activity; protein binding. Gene Ontology annotation, biological process: inflammatory response. The record is from RefSeq and is a predicted model, not a curated record.